AUGGAAAGUUUUAAAAAUCGACAUAAUAUUGUUUGGUAUCAAAUUUGCGGUGAGUCAAAUAGUGUUGAUGUUCAAAAUGUUGAUGAAUGGAAGGUGAAAUUAAAACUAAUUAUUGAAGGAUAUGAACCUAAAAAUAUUUAUAAUGGUGAUGAAACGGGUUUAUUCUUUCGCGCAUUACCAAGUAAAACACUAUCAGUGAAAAGUGAAGAGUGUAAAGGUGGUAAGCUUUCCAAAGAACGUUUAACGGUAUUUUUAUGUGCUAACAUGGAAGGAGAAUUUGAAAAUUCUCUUGUUAUAGUCAAAGCACAAAAACCCAGGUGCUUCAAAAAUGUAGAUCUGACAAAAUUUCCCGUAAUUUGGCGAGCUAAUAAUAAAGCAUGGAUGACUGGAAGCAUAUUGGAAGAUUGGUUGCAUACAUUCAACAAUAAAUUUGAAAAACAAAAUCGAAGAGUUAUUUUAUUUCUUGAUAAUGCAACAUGUCAUCCGCAUUUAAAUUUGUCAAAUGUUCGUUUAGCGUUGCUUCCAGCUAACACGACAUCACUUAACCAACCUAUGGACCAAGGAAUUAUUUAUUCGAUUAAAGUAAACUAUCUUAAAAUGGUUUUACAAUCAUUAUUAGCAAAUACAGUCAAAAAAUGUUACAUAAAAACCGGGUUUAAUUUAGUUUUGGACCAGCCAACAGAUGCCAUUAACGAUAACGAUAACGAGUUUAAAUUGCUAUGUUCUACAAUAAAUGAAAAAGUAGAUAGUGAUGAAUAUGUUAACAUCGAUAAGCAUUUAUGUACUUAUGAUACUGUUAUUAUUAAUAAUACUACAGUUAAACCUUGCACUUCUAUAGACGUUGAACAAUCCAGUUCCGAAGACGAAACAUUUAAUGUACCAUUGCACGGCAAUGAUAUUAAAACGUAUAAGAACGCCCUCCAUGAAAUAAAACGAUUAGAAAUGUUCGCAUUAGAUCAAAAUAAUGAAAAUGAACUUCUUGAAUCAAUUCUCAACUUGAAAAAUUUAGUAGUAAAGAAAAUGGCAAGUCAAGUAAGAAAACAAAAAACAUUGGAUGAUUAUGGAGAUGAAAAUGUUGUAAAGGACCGAUUUGCAGAAUAUUCUAAUAAUUUAAAUGAUGGAGAUCACAUUGAUGUUCUUAGCUUACACAGAGACGAUCCAUUAGAACACAGCAAUAAAUCAAAAAGAGAUGAAGUCAUGGAAAACGAAUUUGAAUCAAUAAGUAAAGAUAGCAAUGAACAUCGAGAACACGAACAAGGAAAUGGUCAUAUGUCAAAGUGUACAACUUUUGCGAGAUAG
This is a messenger RNA of Myzus persicae (green peach aphid), 1299 nucleotides long. Its product is annotated as tigger transposable element-derived protein 6-like. The transcript has 3 exons. The record is from RefSeq and is a predicted model, not a curated record. NCBI's taxonomy places the organism in Eukaryota, Metazoa, Arthropoda, Insecta, Hemiptera, Aphididae. Gene Ontology annotation, molecular function: DNA binding. Bases 1 to 1299 code for a protein of 432 amino acids. Gene Ontology annotation, cellular component: nucleus.